Messenger RNA from Micropterus dolomieu (smallmouth bass), 2552 nucleotides. RefSeq names its product charged multivesicular body protein 6-like. Gene Ontology annotation, biological process: late endosome to vacuole transport via multivesicular body sorting pathway; vesicle budding from membrane. Gene Ontology annotation, cellular component: multivesicular body; ESCRT III complex. The record is from RefSeq and is a predicted model, not a curated record. Bases 197 to 814 code for a protein of 205 amino acids. The transcript has 8 exons. Lineage: Eukaryota; Metazoa; Chordata; Actinopteri; Centrarchiformes; Centrarchidae.
CCCUGCCCGGACACCGUCCUUCCUGAUGUGGGUGUGGACCACUCUCACAGAUGACUACACAAAUAAUGGAGGAGAAGCUACACUGCUAAUCUGUUUUCUUUUUUUUUACAAGUUAAAACAAAAUACAUAGUUUAAUUGCGGAUCCGGCUCGCACUCUCUUCCUGGUUGCACCUUGUAGCUGGGAUGCUUUGUCAGAAUGGGAAAUCUUUUUGGAAAAAAGAAACACAGCCGAGUGACAGAACAAGACAAGGCUGUUUUGCAACUGAAACAGCAAAGAGAUAAGCUGAGGCAGUAUCAGAAGAGGAUCAACCUGCGGCUGGAGAAGGAGAGAUUUUUAGCUAAGCAGCUGCUGAAAGAUGGUAAAAAAGAUAAAGCACUCCUCCUGCUGAAAAAGAAGCGCUACCAGGAUCAACUCCUAGACAAGACGGAGAACCAGAUAGGCAACCUGGAGCGCAUGGUGCAAGACCUGGAGUUUGCCCAGAUUGAAAGGAAAGUCAUUGAUGGGUUGAAAAUUGGAAACGAAUGUCUGAAGAAAAUGCACGAGGUGAUGUCCGUUGAAGAAGUCGAACGGAUUAUGGAUGAAACCCAAGAUGCAAUUGAGUACCAAAGGCAAAUAGACGAGAUGCUGGCUGGCUCCUUAACACAAGAAGAUGAAGAUGCUGUACUGGCUGAGCUGGAGGCCAUAACUCAGGGAGACGUUGAGCUUCCUGAGGUUCCUGCAGAGGAGCUGCCGGAAGUCCCGGAGCCCACAGAGGAGAAACCAGAGAGGGAUCGUCCCAGAAAGAAGCCAGAGCGAGAGCUGCUCGCUGCGUAGGAACGUGACUGACCUGCUGGACCUUCUCCACAACAACAUUUAAGUCCUACUCAAACAUAAAACCACACAAGCAUUUGCUGGAGAACUCGCUCUCCUUCCGAGGCCUGCGAUAAAGUGACAGCAGCCGCUCUCAGAUGCUGGGCUGCCUCCAUCCCACCCGGCCGCCGUUUGUCCUCCUCUGCUGCAGGUCGACACAUGAAGGCAGGCGGGACAGGUUCACUGCAGUGCCCUCGAUUCAUUGGAGAAAUGCUGAUUUGACGUCAGAUAAUUGUGCCUAACCUUACUUUGAUUUGUGUUCUUUGAAAUAAUUUUACAUACAUUGAGGGUUUAACUUAAAUGCAUGUGUAUGUGUCACUCAUUGUAAUCCAUCAACUCAUCCUCAUGGAUGCAUCUUCUCCUUAAUGGAUAUGGUUUGUAAUUAAUACAGUCAAUUCACUCGAAUGACAAAAAGUCUUAUUUAUCAAGUUUUAUGUUUAUUGCGUUUUUGUUUUUAUUUGUCCAGAUUUUGAGACGUCCGUCUUGGAGAUUUCUGCCUCCACAUCAGGACAGUGGAGUUUAGUUUUCAUGGAAUUGAACAUGACAUUCAGAAAACUCAGCAGCAGCAUCUCGUUCCUGAAAACAAUGUCCAAAUCAGACAGGAUAACACCCAGGUCGCGCUGUGAGCAGUGUUUUUAUUGGGACUAAGUUCUACCAAAGACAUACUCUGAGAUUUUAAAAUCCACCUGAAAUGAAAUAGCUUGUUGUCUCUGCUACAUAUCUGCUCUGUAAAUCACACGUGCUGUGAAUCACAAACCAAAUAGGGAGAAUUUUCUGUUUUAUAUUUUGUGGUUUCAUCAUGACGCCCCAUUCUUAGUCUAAAUAGACAGAGAUUUUCAUUUCCCCUUGCUUUAGUAAUAAAAAAAUUCAAAAUAAAUUAAAAACACUGACACUGUGUUUUAACUGCAGAAAGGAGUGACUAAACGGGAUUUGGACUUAAAUAUCUGGGCGAAUAAAACCAAAGCUGGAUCCGUGUUGCCAGACCGCAGCAGGAUCGAGUGAUAAAAUGUAUUUCUUGUCAUUUUAGUGAACUGACCCUUUAAGGCGGGCUCGACGAAAACAUUACCCACGCCUCCGUGGUCUUUGGCAUUAUCUUCUCGCAGUACAGGCCUUGUCUGCCUCAGUCUCUGAGAGCUUUGCUUUCAUAUAAAGUAUUUGACCCACCCUGGAACGUUUUCUCGAAACAUUUGCAUAAGCAGAAUCUGUUUUGCAGAAUAUUCUCUCGGUCUGACCCCCUUUUUCAAGCAGCUUAACUAAUCUAAUUCUCUGCUCCCCUUGUGGAUUAGUUCAGUGUCAUUGGAGAAAGGGCUAAUCAUAUCGUCUAUGGGUUUACCUAUGAAGCCCAGACAACGGUUAAUCUCUUCAAGGGAAUAACUUGACAGAACCUCGAUGGGAGUAUUAUCAACACACGGGCCUGUAAUUAUUUUACUGUUAACAGAUAUAUAUGCUCUGAUUUGCUUGUAUAGAUCUGUGUUAAAUUGCAGCAAAAAUGAUGGCCUACAUUCGUGAGGCUUAAGCUUGUGUAUCUUUUGAAGAACUAAUCUGUAAAUCAGCUAAUCUUGAAGACAGAAAACACUGAUGACUAAGGCUGCAGACGUCAUUUCAUCUGCGCAGCAUCAAACUGGUCUUAAAAUUUGUUUUGGAAAUUUUACCUCUCUCUCUCUGUGUACAUCCUUUUUACAAUAAAAGUGUUUUUUUUAUC